AUGGGGUCUGUUUCCAACCAGCAGUUUGCAGGUGCGAAGCCGGGCGAGGAGCCGGCUGGAGACUCGCCCAAGCCCGAGAACGAAUCCCAGCCACUGCACGGCUCCGGCAUCUGUAAGUGGUUCAACGUCCGCAUGGGCUUCGGCUUCCUCUCCAUGACCGCCAAGGGCGGCGCGACCCUGGACUCUCCCGUCGAUGUCUUCGUGCACCAGAGCAAGCUCCACAUGGAGGGUUUCCGCAGCCUGAAGGAGGGCGAGGCUGUCGAGUUCACCUUCAAGAAGUCAUCCAAAGGUUUGGAGUCCAUCCGGGUGACCGGCCCGGGGGGCGUCUUCUGCAUCGGCAGCGAGAGGAGGCCCAAGGGCAAGAGCCUCCAGAAACGCAGAUCCAAAGGAGACCGAUGCUACAACUGCGGCGGGCUGGACCACCACGCCAAGGAGUGCAAGCUCCCACCACAGCCCAAGAAGUGCCACUUCUGCCAGAGCAUCAGCCACAUGGUCGCCAACUGCCCCGCGAAAGCACAGCAGUCCCCCAGCUCCCAGGGGAAACCUGCCUACUUCCGAGAGGAGGAGGACAUGCACAGCUCGGCCCUCCUCCCCGAGACCCGGGAAUGA
Molecule: messenger RNA, 609 nt
Organism: Pseudopipra pipra
Lineage: Eukaryota; Metazoa; Chordata; Aves; Passeriformes; Pipridae
Gene: LIN28A
Product: lin-28 homolog A
Exons: 4
Coding region: 1-609 (202 amino acids)
Biological process (GO): pre-miRNA processing
Cellular component (GO): cytoplasm; nucleus
Molecular function (GO): mRNA binding; zinc ion binding
Source: RefSeq, a predicted model, not a curated record